This is a messenger RNA of Callorhinchus milii (elephant shark), 705 nucleotides long. RefSeq names its product fibroblast growth factor 3 (gene fgf3). Gene Ontology annotation, cellular component: cytoplasm. The record is from RefSeq and is a predicted model, not a curated record. Gene Ontology annotation, biological process: fibroblast growth factor receptor signaling pathway; cell differentiation; animal organ morphogenesis. The coding region runs from base 1 to 705 and encodes 234 amino acids. Gene Ontology annotation, molecular function: growth factor activity; fibroblast growth factor receptor binding. The transcript is spliced from 3 exons. NCBI's taxonomy places the organism in Eukaryota, Metazoa, Chordata, Chondrichthyes, Chimaeriformes, Callorhinchidae.
AUGUUGAUCAUCCUCUGCCUGUUGCUGAGCUGCCUGGAUGUCACAAGACAGCAAGUGUCGCCCCGGGUACCCACAGCGAAGGUACCGUGCGCCCCGGCGCCGGCUUGUGAGCCCAGACCUCGGAGAGAUGCCGGGGGGCGAGGGGGGGUCUACGAGCACCUCGGGGGUGCACCGAGACGCAGGAGGCUGUACUGCGCCACCAAGUACCAUCUGCAGAUUCACCUCAACGGGAAAAUCGAUGGUACACUGGAGAAAAACAGCGUCUUCAGUAUAUUGGAAAUAACUGCAGUUAAUGUGGGAGUUGUGGCGAUUAAGGGCUUGUUUUCUGGCAGAUAUUUGGCGAUGAACAAGCGAGGGCGUUUGUAUGCCUCGGAAGCCUACAAUCCCGAGUGUGAGUUCGUGGAACGGAUUCACGAACUCGGGUAUAACACGUACGCGUCCCGAGCCUACAAAACCCUCCCCAACACAGCCGGGACCAAGCGCAAGCGGAGCGGCGAGAGACUGUGGUACGUGUCCAUCAAUGGCAAAGGUCGACCGAGGCGAGGCUUCAAAACGCGCAGGACUCAAAAAUCCUCCCUCUUCCUGCCGAGGGUCCUGGACAGCAAAGACCACGAGAUGGUUCGAUUAUUCCACACGAGUUCCAAGUACCGGGAAAAUCUCCUCAAACCUGCCAGCAAGUCUGAGAAAAGGAGACCAGCCCAAUAA